Messenger RNA from Panicum virgatum (switchgrass), 956 nucleotides. RefSeq lists its product as uncharacterized. Lineage: Eukaryota; Viridiplantae; Streptophyta; Magnoliopsida; Poales; Poaceae. Gene Ontology annotation, biological process: DNA-templated transcription termination. Bases 266 to 781 code for a protein of 171 amino acids. The record is from RefSeq and is a predicted model, not a curated record. The transcript is spliced from 3 exons.
UUCCUAAAAAUAGUUCAGGAAUUCUCUCUCUCUCUCUCUCUCUCUCUCUCUCUCUCUCUCUCUCUUGUGGAGGGCGUUCUGCAGUUUCCUUGUCUGAAUCAUCUUUCGAGUCUCUUCUGCGUGUGGUGAGGAAGUGGAUAGAAGGCUAGAAGCAGCCAAGCAGGUCUCCAUUCUCUCUCAAACAAAAAAAGGGAAGGAGAACAAGAAGCAGGUCUCCGUUGGAGGACAGUUCUGCUCAUCUUUGGAGAAAGAAGAAACGGGAAGCAUGCUCUUACCGCAUCAUCAAAUCUCUCCAAACCCUCUGCGCAACACCGCCUUUGCAGCACCCUUUGCGCUUCAGAAAGAUGGGUUGCUCUUCCCUAUUGCUCCGCGGCAAGGUUUUCAGCGCCCACCAUGCGCGACCGUCAGCGUCAUCAGAUCAGAGGCCAACGGGGCUGCGCUGCCGGACGCGGUCAGAAAGCAUAGCAAGGAGGAGCUUAUUGCUUUCUUCAGAGACAUUCAGACCUCCAUUGCCGAGAGCUCGCCUAAAGCGUCCAGGACCAGGAGGGCGAGGGAGCCGUUGCCUGACCUGUUCGAAGAGGUUGACAAGAGGAAGCAAUCUUAUGGCAUGGAUGGAGAUGGUGGCGCCGAUGAUUUUUCAGAGGAACAACGAAGGAUGAUAAAUCUGGAGGAGAUGAAGAUGGCUGACCUGAGGGAACUGGCCAGAGCGAGAAGGAUGAGGGGUUACUCCAAGUUAAAAAAGGGUGAGCUGAUUGAUCGUUUGAAAGGGGUUGUCAUGUAAUAAGAUUGUCCAUGAUCAAGAGCAAGCAGAUAUUAGGGACCUACUGGAACUGUGCAAGACUAGAUUGACUCUGACGAGAGUACACAAGUUCUUAUUGUCGCUUCAAAUGUAUGAUGAGAUUUUACCAGAUUAAAGAAAUAUAUGGCAUGAUUCGCUGUAUUUUUUAUAGAAAUAA